GAGACUGUCACGUGUGACUACCAUGUUUGUCUCGUUCUCUCUCUAACCCGAUCUCACGCUAUCUUUCUCCUCCUAGCCCAUAAAACUCCCCUCUUUCCAGCCAUAGAGUGACUCUCAGAGACCUCCAUAGACCAAAACAGCAUUCACAGAGCAAACGGAAAUGGCGUCGUCUAGGGUUUCGCUCUGCUUCUGCUUGUUCCUCGCUCUGUGCCUCACCACGAUCCGCGCCGAAGAGGCUGAAUCGAAGGAGUUCGUGCUCACUUUGGACAGCUCCAACUUCUCCGACACUGUGAGCAAGCACGACUUCGUCGUCGUCGAGUUCUACGCCCCUUGGUGUGGCCACUGCAAGAAACUUGCUCCGGAGUAUGAAAAAGCUGCAUCCAUUUUGAGUAGCAAUGACCCACCAGUCGUUCUAGCAAAAGUUGAUGCCAAUGAAGAAGCAAACAAAGGACUUGCCUCUGAAUACGAGGUUAAGGGUUUCCCCACAAUCAAGAUUCUGAGAAAUGGUGGGAAGAUUAUCCAAGAAUACAAGGGCCCUCGUGAAGCCGAUGGUAUUGUUGAUUAUUUGAAGAAACAAAGUGGUCCAGCUUCUGCUGAAUUAAAGACUGUUGAAGAUGCAACUAAUCUUGUUGGCGACAAGAAGAUUGUUGUUGUUGGGGUGUUCAAGAAGUUCUCUGGAGAGGAGUUUAAUAACUUCACAGCUCUAGCUGAGAAAUUGCGGUCUGAUUAUGAAUUUGGUCACACUCUGGAUGCCAAGCUCCUUCCACGUGGUGAAUCAUCAGUGUCUGGGCCUGUAGUUAGACUGUUCAAGCCAUUUGAUGAGCUUUUUGUUGAUUUUGAGGAUUUUCAUGUGGACGCUCUAGAGAAGUUCGUUGAAGAAUCUAGUUUGCCUGUUAUUACCGAAUUCAACAAUGACCCAAGCAAUCACCCUUUUGUCAUCAAGUUUUUUAAUAAUCCAAAUGAGAAGGCCUUGUUGUUUCUGAACUUCAGUAGUGAGGGUGUUGAUGCUUUCAAAUCAAAAUAUCGUGAAGUUGCUGAGAAAUAUAAUAAAGAAGGCAUAAGCUUUCUAAUUGGAGAUCUUGAAGCAAGUCAAGGUGCAUUCCAGUAUUUUGGACUUAAAGAAGACCAAGUGCCUCUCAUCAUCAUUCAGACAAAUGACGGACAGAAGUUUCUGAAACCAAAUGUGGAGCCAGAUCAUAUCAUAGCUUGGGUGCAGGAAUACAAGGAAGGGAAAGUAUCACCAUACAAGAAGUCUGAACCUAUUCCUGAGCCUAACAAUGAGCCUGUAAAAGUGGUAGUCGCUGACAGCAUCCAGGACGUUGUUCUCAAGUCUGGGAAAAAUGUGUUGGUCGAGUUUUAUGCUCCUUGGUGUGGACAUUGCAAGAAGCUUGCUCCAAUUUUGGAUGAACUUGCUGUCUCAUACGAAAAAGAUUCUGAUGUUGUUAUUGCAAAAUUUGAUGCCACUGCAAAUGAUGUGCCAAGUGAUUUCGAUGUCAAAUACUACCCGACUUUGUACUUCAAGACCGCAAGUGGAAAGAUCUUGCCAUUUGAUGAGGAUGAGAGGACUAAGGAAAGCUUCGCUGCCUUCAUCGAAAAGAACCGGGACAAAACUGAGAAACAAGGGUCAGAGAAACAAGAUUCCGGCAAAGAUGAGCUCUAAAAAGGAGGGGUAGGCCCUACAAUGGAGAACACAGACAUCGAGGCAGCUAGUUGGAUGUUAUGGCGGCUGAGAUAAAACUCUGACUUUGAGAAAUGAUAGAGGAGAGCAUAAAAGCAAUGUCCGACGGUACCUCCCCCCAUAUAUAUCCCUCCUCAUCCCUAUCUAUCAGUAGUUAUGUUUUUUUAUCUUUUUAAAUUUG
Molecule: messenger RNA, 1859 nt
Organism: Prunus avium (sweet cherry)
Lineage: Eukaryota; Viridiplantae; Streptophyta; Magnoliopsida; Rosales; Rosaceae
Gene: PDIL1-1
Product: PDI-like 1-1
Biological process (GO): response to endoplasmic reticulum stress; protein folding
Cellular component (GO): endoplasmic reticulum
Molecular function (GO): protein disulfide isomerase activity
Source: RefSeq, a predicted model, not a curated record